AGUUCGGCAAAAUAGAGCACCCAGUCCAGGUGCCUUGUCUCCCAAUCUUCACAUCUCGCAGACCCUGUGUCCUCCCUCUCAGAGUCAACCCCUUUUCGCCCCAAUACGAUGCCUCUACCAACACACUUCACCCUCAAGACGGGUGCCCAGAUCCCAGCCGUGGGCUUCGGAACAUGGCAAGCAGCACCCCACGAAGUCGAGCGAGCCGUUGAGACCGCACUCAAGGCGGGAUACCGACACAUUGAUUGCGCGGCCAUCUACCGCAACGAAGCCGAAGUGGGCGCGGGCAUCCGCAAGAGCGGCGUUCCGCGGUCAGACAUCUUCAUCACAGGGAAACUAUGGAACACAAAGCAUGCACCCGAAGACGUCGAAGCAGCACUGGACAAGACGCUAGCAGAUCUUGGCACAGAUUACCUAGAUCUAUUCCUCGUGCAUUGGCCGGUAGCCUUCAACGGCACAAGCGGAAAAUGGUUCCCACUGCGCGAAAACGGCGUCUUCGACCUCGCGCCCAUCGACCCGGCCACCACCUACACCGCCAUGGAGAAGCUGCUCGCCACGGGCAAAGUCCGCGCAAUCGGCGUCUCAAACUUCACCGUCGCGCGCAUCAAGGACAUGCUCAGCAAGACCACCAUCGUUCCGGCGGUCAACCAAGUCGAAGCACACCCCUACCUCCAACAGCCGGAGCUCCUCGCCUUCUGCAAGGCGAACCGCAUCCUCAUCGCAGCCUACUCACCUCUCGGCAACAACCAGACGGGCGAGCCCAGGACGGUAGACGAUCCGCUCGUCGGUGUAAUUGGGCAGCGGCUCGGCAUGGACGGUGGACAGCUGCUGGCCUCUUGGGGUGUGCAGCGGGGCACCGUGGUGCUGCCGAAGAGCGUGACGCCGCAGAGGAUAAAGAGCAAUCUGCAGAUCAAGGAGCUACCGACGGACGCGUUUGAGGAGUUGAAUGGGCUUGAGAGGCAUAAGCGGUUUAAUGUUCAGGCGAGAUGGGGCGUCGAUAUCUUCGAGGAGCUGGGGGAGGAGAAGGUGAAGAAGAUUGCGGAAGAGCUGGCGCCGGAGAAUCCGAUAAAGUUUACGGUGUGAGAUUGCACAAGAGACUUGCCUGCGUAGAGUAGAUUUUUUUGAUGGUGUUCUACUAGAAUUCUGAUCGCCU
Molecule: messenger RNA, 1153 nt
Organism: Trematosphaeria pertusa
Lineage: Eukaryota; Fungi; Ascomycota; Dothideomycetes; Pleosporales; Trematosphaeriaceae
Product: GCY protein
Exons: 2
Coding region: 109-1083 (324 amino acids)
Cellular component (GO): cytosol
Molecular function (GO): aldose reductase (NADPH) activity
Source: RefSeq, a predicted model, not a curated record